Carassius gibelio (silver crucian carp) is the source of this 3701-nucleotide messenger RNA. It is a transcript of the gene intu, whose product is annotated as inturned planar cell polarity protein. Gene Ontology annotation, biological process: vesicle-mediated transport; establishment of planar polarity; nervous system development. NCBI's taxonomy places the organism in Eukaryota, Metazoa, Chordata, Actinopteri, Cypriniformes, Cyprinidae. The transcript has 16 exons. The coding region runs from base 302 to 3082 and encodes 926 amino acids. Gene Ontology annotation, molecular function: protein binding. The record is from RefSeq and is a predicted model, not a curated record. Gene Ontology annotation, cellular component: cytoplasm; cilium.
UCAGCCUUGACAAGCAUCGGCUCAUGCAGUCAGUCUCUGUCUGUCGUCGUCUGGAGAAAUACUCAAGACCACAUACUUCUUUCCUUGCUUCUUUACAGAAACUGGACUCGCCAUCGUCUGCUCGUGUCAUAAAUGGAGCUCCUGAACUCUUAAUAACAGUCUUUCAAAAGAGAAUCCUAACCAUUUCUUCAUUGAAUCGCUAAUCUAUUCAAACUGAGGAAUUUAACAAUCGGAUAGGAUUCUAUGAUCUCAUUUAUUUACUACGACGAGACCGUUUUGAUAUAAGUAUGAGGCAUAAAUAAUGUUUAAUAACUGCUCGGAUGGAAGAUCUUUUCAGUCGUUCUCUAAUAACUUGGAGGAUUUUGAUUCUAUACGGAGUGUGCUUCUGUACAGUGACCUGGAGCCUGAAUGGCUGGAUGACGUCCAGAAAAAUGGUGAACUCUUCUAUCUGGAGCUGAGUGAGGGAGAGGAAGAAGCUCUGCUGGCCCAGGUCUCUGCCAGUCACUCCGCUGCCACCAAUCACGUCCGCUUCAGCGAAAAGGAGGCGGAGAUCAUCACAGACAAUGGCAAAAAGCAAGCGUCCUCCAGCAAGAAAACUGAAGCAAAGCUCAAGAAGUUCACCAAGAUCCUGAGGCGAAAGCGGCGACCAUCUCAAAGGAAAGCCUCUGAUGGGAAAGACGCAGGGUCUUCCCAGCGUCCCACCUCCAUCUUGAAGAAUCAAGCGGGCCAGCGGCCAGGUGUCGUGGUCCAGCAGCAGCGUCUGAAGGACGUGUGCGUGUAUCUGAACCCCAAACGUCUCGGUGGUUCCUCGCCUCCGUCUCCUGAGAGAGGUGGUUUGUUAGAGGCCUUGCUGGGCGUCGUUCACCGUCCAGGGGGAAAUCCAGGGACAAAAGGGGGAAAACUCAUCAUCCAUGGUCUGGUCCCUCACAGUCCCGCUAGCAAGUGUGCCGAAAUUCUUAUUGGUGAUGCCCUGGUUGCUGUAGACGAUGUGGAUGUUACUUCAGAAAACAUUGAGAGGGUUUUGUCAUGUAUACCGGGCCCCACACAGGUGAGGUUGACUCUGGAGACGGUCUGUCCCACCGGGAGCAGAGCUAAAGCGGCUCCUGUGGUCAGUCAGCUGGUGCGUCUGCUGUGGGGCGAGGACACCGUCGAGCUGCAGAUGUCCAUCGCACAUGUCCCGCACAUCAUCAUGUACCUCUCGCUCAAACUGGACUCCGAUGCGCCGCAGGACGAGCAGGAGAUCUUGUUCCAGUAUCCGGCGUCUGAAGCCGCGGUUCAGCUCAAAGCGGUGAGGGGUAUUUUCCUGACGCUGUGUGACAUGCUGGAGAACGUCACGGGAGGACAGAUAGUCAGCUCGUCUCUGUGGCUCCAGCAGCAGUUGGUUCAUGUGGGCUACUGGAAGGAAGGCUCCCGUCUGCUGGUGAUCGCUGUACCAGCCAGCAGGGUUCCUCUGUUGUGUCUGCAGACUGUGAUUGAGGGACUUGUCCGAACACUCAAGGUCAUGCAUGGCUCUCUUGACAGCUGCUUCUGUGAGGAGGAGAACGCUCCUCGUCUGGAUCACUUCUUCUGCCUCUUCUUCCAGCAGCUCGUCCAGCCCUGGCGUUUGAUUGACAGCUCCAGACCCCCCAGCCCUGACAUCUCCGGGAGCCUGUUCUUAGACGGACUCCCAGCCGUGCGCUGGCUCACUUUACCUGCAGACAUAAAGGUGGAAGUGGACACUGUGCUCUCAGACUUUGAGUCGUCGGAUUUUGGUGACAUGUCUGAGGAUUUCUAUGGCAUGAGGCGUCUGUACGUCAUCUUGGGCUCCUGUCUGUUUUACAAGGGAUAUCUCAUAGCGAACCACCUGCCGAAAGAAGACCUUCUGGACGUGUGUCUGUACUGUCAGCACUACUGUCUGCUGCCGCUGGCGUCGGAGCAGCGCGUGGGGCAGCUGGUGGUGUGGAGGGAGGUGUUUCCACAGCGCAGGACACAGAACAACACCGCGUCACAUCCUGGAUACUGUGAACCGUACGGAAGACACUUCCUGCUCAUAGUGGGACUGAGGCACUUCAUGCAGUGUGUGUUGCUGGAGGCUGGUGGUUGUGCUUCGCCCGCUCGGGGAUCUCCAGGUCCAGACUGUGUCUAUGUGGAUCAGGUCAAAGCCACACUCCUUCAGCUGGAGAGUCUGGACGCCGCCAUUGAGGAGCGGCUCUCAGCUCCGCCCACUCCCUGCCUCUCCUGUGCCGACUGGUUCCUUCCUGCCGGAAGGCGGGACCGACAGGACUCGCCGAUCCUCAGCCGUUUGACGGCAGCCAUCAAACCCCCGUCGCCGGGCGGGAUAGGGCGGAGUCUGUUUGGGGAGGCGGGGUCAGGGUCGUCGAGUCUGAGAGGACGGAGGCCGAGUCCACAGAGGAGUCUGUCUGACAGCGGCAGCGAGGGUCACACUGAUGGGACGCCGUCAUUCACACCGGACACAGUGCGCCGGACGCCCUCUAGUGGCACACGCAGAGACUCCCUGGGCUCGGGAGGGUCCGACGGCAGCCUGGGCAGCGCAGGAUUCUUCAAGAUUCCCAGGUUAAAGCAUCCUAACCCUUUCUAUUUGGGCUCGUUGAGGAAGAGUCUGACUGACAGAGAGACAGAGGAGAUGCACAACGUUCUCAAACUGACGGCGGGCGCUGAGAACACACUGUUCCAUUACGUGCUGAUGGAGACGGUGCAGGGCAUCUUCAUCGCUCCCACACACAGAGAAAUGAAUCAUCUGAGCGGCUCCAUCCACCCACAGCUCAUCCAGAACUUCUACCACUGCUGUCUGUCCAUACGCCAGGCCUUCCAGCAGAGCCUGCCCUCACGGGAGCGCCGAGGGUCGGAGCGGCCGCAGAGCACUCGGGGUUUGGGUCCCGUCAAAGAACAUGGUGUUUUGUUUCAGUGCAAACCGGAGAACUGGACCGAUCAGAAGAAACCAGCGCCCACCAUGACCUACUGGGUGAUCGGGCGAAUGCUCCUGGAACCCGUUCCUCAGGAGUUUUACGUGUGCUUCCAUGACUCCGUGGCUGAAGUUCCUGUGGAAAUGGCCUUCCGGCUGUCGUUCGGCUUGGCCGUGUAGCACUGUAACACCAGCCCAGCGUCAGACAGCAGUCUUUUAGGAGGUAAAUCCACUAGACGCGGACAGAAAACUACUGGUUCAUGUUUAAAGGGAAAGAGCAGCCAAAGAUGUCCUCACUCUCAGGCCAUUCAAGAUGUCCAUGAGUUUGUUGGAUUAGGGGGAGGACAUUUAAUUUCUGGUUUAAGCAUUCCUUAAAGAUAAAAUGACUAUCCUUGUUUUAAUCGUAUGUUAUUUUGCACAAUGGAAGUUCAAAACCGGCAGCAACGUCUGCAGCAAUAAACUAAUGAAGCAGUCUGAUGAAUCAGGCAGUAAAAUGCAUUGAAAUGAUAAACUUCAUUACCUCAAACUUCGCUGGAUUCCUUCAACGAGCACAAGCUACAGGCUUCUGAACACUCAUGAAAUGAUGUUUUCACUUGACUUUUCCUUGCUGGAUCAAGUGAAAUCGUUUUCUAAGCAGCUUUUAUGACAAAAGCCUUAACAACACUUCUGAACUUUGUGAUAUGAAAUGAUUUUGUGUUUUAUUGAAGGUGUGGAACUCCAUGUUCCUCGUUAAAACUUUGUAAUGCAUUGUUCAUCCAACAAAUGUGCAUCAUUUAUCAAAUAAAUGAAAGCAGAUUUA